Molecule: messenger RNA, 3090 nt
Organism: Harpegnathos saltator (Jerdon's jumping ant)
Lineage: Eukaryota; Metazoa; Arthropoda; Insecta; Hymenoptera; Formicidae
Product: glucose dehydrogenase [FAD, quinone]-like
Exons: 5
Coding region: 670-2832 (720 amino acids)
Molecular function (GO): oxidoreductase activity, acting on CH-OH group of donors; flavin adenine dinucleotide binding
Source: RefSeq, a predicted model, not a curated record
GCACGCGCGCGCGCGUCAUAAGCUCUCCUGCUUAUAUUGUAACAUAAUAAAUAUUUUUCUAUUCAAUUUCCCUCGCGGUACCGGGAGAUGUUAGAUAUUGUUUUGUAAAAAUACAAGAUGAUAGAUUAGAUUACAAGAUGAUAAGAAGAACUUUCACGGACAAACACAAAGUUGCCGAUCUCUGCGAUCUGUUCUCUCGGAGAUUGCACUGCAAAUCCGAGCGUGUUACUUCGACAUGUAAGAGCGUGUAACUGUCUUCAGCUAUUUUCCGAGUGCUUAUGGUCCAACAUCACAUCCUCUAAUUCGUUUAAGCGUACUAAGUGGUGUGAUUUGAAACGUGUGAAAAGAAAACAGUUCAGUCACACGCUUCCGCGUGGAUCAGGAUAACGAAUUAACCUGCGACUGUUCGCGACUGCGCUGACUUUGCCAGGCAAAUUUGACGUGCAAAAAGCGCGCCAAAGCACGCGAGAGGCCGAAUCUAUUCGCCGUCGACUGCGCGUCAACUUUCCGAUAGAAAAGAAAAAAAAAAAAGAAAAAAAAAACAAUAAAAAUGGCAGGACGACCCGAUACGAGUGCGAAAAGCGAGUCCCGAGUUUUUAACGAAAAUAACACAUCGAUCGUUGAAUCGAACGUUGAAUGCACGCACGAGUACAAUUGAGAAACUAAAAAAUGCUGAAACUAAAAAAAUGCGCCGAAAGCGCAGAGCUCGGCGCGUUUCAAUACUCCCGCGUUGCAUCGGUGCAUAAAGUACCUGCAACGUGUGACGACAGUAACAGCAGUAGCUGCUGCUACUGUGGCAUUGCCGAGCCAACUUUCCGAAAGGUAAGAGAGAAGAGGUUCCUUGCGAGCGACGCUGCGAGAUCGGGAGAUUCCCAGUUCAAUCGACAGUGCGCGACUUACGAGAGGAGCUCCGUUGAGUGCAGAAAUUUCAAAAUCCAAGGGAACAUGGCUCGCCUGAGUGUGACACAUAUGCUGACCUCGUUCCGCACGGAACGACUGUUCCUCGCGGUGCUGUGGUACCUCAUCAUCAACUUGCGCCCGGACAUCCUCGACGAGGAGCAUCGCGUGCACCUUGUGCCGGUGCAGGAGAUGCUGGCCGAGUAUGAUUACGUGAUAAUCGGCGGAGGGUCGGCCGGUUGCGUGAUGGCCAGCCGAUUGUCGGAGGAGCAGGACCGCACCGUAUUACUGCUCGAAGCCGGCGUCGACGAGAUAGUGCUGUCCGACGUGCCGUUGGUCUUCCCGAUUCUGGCGCGCACGUUCCUCGACUGGGACUUCCAGACGGAACCGUCGGCCAACUACUGCCUGGCGAUGCGGAAUAAUCAGUGCAGGUGGCCACGUGGCAAGGUGUUAGGUGGCAGUAGCGUGUUGAACGGCAUGUAUUACGUCCGCGGCAACAAGAGGGAUUACGACUCCUGGGCGGCGCUCGGCAACACCGGCUGGGACCAUGAGAGUGUCCUGCCGUAUUUCCAAGUAUCAGAGGACAUCAGGAUCGAGGACCUCCGCGACUCGCCGUACCACCAUAAGGGCGGGUACUUGACGGUGGAGCGUUAUCGGCAUAUAGUACCGGUGACCGAUUACUUCGUUCAUACCGGCGAGGAGCUGGGAUACACGACGCGGGACAUGAACGGCGCCAGUCAGACCGGCUUCAUGUACGCUCAAGGCACCCUGAGGGACGGUUUGCGGUGCAGCACCGCCAAAGCUUUCCUGCGACCUGCCUCGAAGAGGAGGAACCUGCACGUCAGCUUGGAGUCGUUUGUGGAGAAGAUCCUCGUGAAGAACGAUGGCAUGUCCAAGGUAGCGCACGGGGUGCGAUUUCGCAGAAGCGCGAGGCAUUUUGUAGUCCGCGCGAAACGCGAGAUCAUUCUAUCCGCGGGCACGAUACAGUCGCCGCAGUUGCUGAUGCUGUCGGGUAUCGGGCCGCGGGAUCAUCUCGAGACAAUGAAGAUCCCCGUGGUGCACCACGCGUCCGGCGUAGGGCAGAAUCUUCAAGAUCACGUGUCCUUGAGCAGAAGGUACAUGGUCGACGCUCCGCCAAAUAUGUCGGAACCGGACGAUUUCACACUGAGGCUGUACGUAUCCGUGUCCAUGAACACUCUUCAGGAAAUGAUACACAACAAUUCCGGCUUGCUCUACACGAACCCGGUGGGCGGCGCAAUGGCGUUCAUCAACAGCAAGUACGCCGACGAGAAACUCGAUUACCCGGACGUUCAGCUGCUUUUCUCAGGCAGCUCGCCCAUCUUGGAGACCGGAGUCGUCACCCCGUAUGAAGACAUCGAUCCGAACCUCGCCGUCGGCCUCUACGAUAACACGAUGAGCCAUCAGGCGGUCAAUAUCUUCGCGAUUCUUCUCAGGCCGCGCAGCAGAGGCUACAUCAAGCUCAAGUCAGCUGACCCCUACAACGCUCCCGAAAUUGUGCCCAACUACUUCGACGAUCCUCGUGAUCUACAAGUUCUGGUGGACAGUGCGAGAUUGCUAGAGGAGGUCAGCCGCACUCGCACCAUGCGGGAGAUAAACAUGCGACCUGAUCCAAAUCUAAUGCCGAACUGUUCGCAGUACGACGUCUCGUCGGACCAGUACUGGGUCUGCUAUGUGCGUUACUUGACGCGGACGAUUUACCAUCCGGCCGGCACCUGCAAGAUGGGCCCUGCCAACGACAGUCAGGCCGUAGUCGACGCUAGAUUAAGGGUGCACGGGGUCGCGGGGCUGCGAGUGGUCGACGCGUCGAUAAUGCCGACUAUUGCCUCCGGUAAUAUUAAUGCGCCGGUGAUUAUGAUUGCAGAGAAGGCGUCGGAUAUGAUAAAGGAAGACUGGUCUCGAGCAACUCGAUCGUAGCGGUCGUGAGAAGGCAGGACGAUGCGAAUGCUACUCCGACAUCGUCUCUCUGUUAGAUUUCGUUCUCUCAGAACGCACGCUUCGUAUUGGAUUCGAUAAAUAUCGCUCUGGAUUCCCUUGUCGAUGAAGUUAGGAGCGCCGCAAUUAUCGAUCGUUCAGCUAAGCGAGCCUAAGGUGAAACAUUUGCAUAUGCUAAUAGAGAAUUAUAUUAACAAUCUUAUGUAUGCAAUUUAAAUAAAGUGAACAUACAAUAUGUAA